Messenger RNA from Lactuca sativa (garden lettuce), 1231 nucleotides. Its product is annotated as flavonol 3-sulfotransferase. The record is from RefSeq and is a predicted model, not a curated record. Lineage: Eukaryota; Viridiplantae; Streptophyta; Magnoliopsida; Asterales; Asteraceae. Gene Ontology annotation, molecular function: sulfotransferase activity.
GUAGGUGAAGUUCUGCCAUGAAAGAGCUCUACAAAACACUUCCUCAACACACCUAUAGUUGGUCGCUAGUCAUAGUAACAUUGUACAAGUAUCAAGGCUUCUGGAACGCUCAACAUAUCCAUGAAAAUACAAUUUUGGCUCAAAGCUAUGAGGCACAACCAAGUGACGUGCUAUUGUGCAGUUGCCCCAAAUCUGGCACAACUUGGCUGAAGGCCUUAAGUUUUGCCAUCUUAACCAGAGAAAAGUUUAAUCAUGCAUCAGCCAGCCCUUUGCUAACAACUUUUCCUCAUGAUUGUAUCUUGUUUCUAGAGAAUCGCCUUGAAAAAAUCAAAGAAAACCCCUCGGGCCUCCCCCUCCUGGCUACGCACCUUCGUUAUUCUUCAUUGCCAAAAUCAGUCAUAACUUCAAACUGCAAGAUUGUUUACAUGUACCGAAAUAUAAAAGACGUCCUAGUUUCCUACUAUCAUUUUGUUAGAGAACUAGUAAGCUUGUCUGUUGAAGAUGCACCAUUUGAGGAGGCAUUUGACGAUUUUUGCCAAGGCAUCUCAUCUUUUGGACCACACUGGGAUCAUAUCCGGGAAUACUGGAAAGCAAGCCAGGAAAGGCCAGAUAGAUUUCUUUUCUUGAAAUAUGAAGAUUUGAAAAAGGAUGCUUCAAGCAAUGUGAAGCAGCUUGCGAAAUUUGUUGGAUGUCCUUUUUCAGUUGAAGAAGAGAAAUCAGGUGUGCUUGGAAAUAUUAUAAAGUUAUGCAGUUUUGAUAGUCUGAGCAACUUAGAAGUGAACAAAAGUGGGAAAUAUCAAGCAUAUGGAAUUUUUGGUCUAGAGCACCGACUCUUUUUCAGGAAAGCCAAGGAUGGAGACUGGGAAAACUACUUCACAGAUGAGAUGAAAGAAAAGAUCGACAAAUUGAUCGAUGAAAAAAUGAGUGGAACUGGUUUAGUUCUUAAAUGAUGAUCAGCAAAAGCCUCAAGAUCACUCUCUAUGUGCGUUUUUAUUUUCUCUAUCUUUGAAAUGUCUUUGUUUUCAAUAAUUGAUCACUGUUAUGUUGAUCAUGUGUUUGGAUCGUAGAUUCACAACAGAAUAAGAGAUACCCCAACCUAUCAUUGUGUUUUCUCUCAAAACCCCAUCCAUAGCCACCGAAAUCCAACAAACAACAACCAAAAGUUUGAAACUCAAGUCAAUCUGUUACGAUUCUUUAAUUGAAAUUCCAAACAUUACAAUUCUUCACAUAG